CACACACACAUAUAUAUAUAUACAUAUCGAUAUAUAUUAACAAGUGUUGGAAAUUGGUUGGGGUUUUGAAUAAAAAGAAAAGCAUAAUUCCCAUCAAAAAAAUUAGCAUGGAUGACAAGAAAUCAAAAUACGAAGAGACGGAAGGAGAAAGCAUGAAGAAGAAGACGAUGAAAGGAGUUGUGGUUCUAAUGAAGAAGAAUUUACUAGAAGUGAACGAUAUUGCAGCAUCUGUUGUGGAUAGUGUAGACGAAAUCCUGGGAAGGAAGGUGGCCUUCCAGCUCAUCACCACCUCUUCCCUCGAUCAUGAUUCUGAAGAAAAUUUGAAAGGGAAACCCGGGAAGAUAGCGUACCUGGAAGACUGGAUUACCAAAAUCGGCCCUUUGACAGCAGGGGAUGCAACAUACACCGUCACGUUCGAGUGGACAAAGGAGAUGGGGGUUCCAGGGGCAUUUACGGUAACAAAUUUUCACCACAGUGAGUUCUACCUCAAGACACUCACUCUUGAAGAUGUACCUGGCCAUGGCCGAGUACAUUUCGUCUGCAACUCUUGGGUUUAUCCUGCUCAAUAUUACGAGACCGACCGUGUGUUUUUUGCUAAUCAGACAUAUCUUCCCAACCAAACACCUGCACCGCUACGUCGUUACAGAGAGGAAGAAUUGCAGAACCUGAGAGGAAACGGAACUGGAAAGCUUGAGGAAUGGGAUAGGGUUUACGACUAUGAUAUCUACAAUGAUUUAGGUGAUCCAGAUAAGGGUCCAAAGCACGUACGGUCUAUUCUAGGCGGUUCGACUGAAUAUCCAUACCCUCGUAGAGGAAGAACAGGUCGACCUCUGGCUUCAUCAGAUCCUAAUAGCGAAAGUAGGAUACCACUGUAUCAGAGCUUGAGUAUAUAUGUUCCAAGGGAUGAAAGGUUUAGUCACCUGAAGAUGUCGGAUUUUGUGGCGUAUGCUCUAAAGUCGAUAUUUCAGUUCCUUGCCCCUGAGUUUGAGGCUCUCUUCGACAAAACUCCCGAAGAAUUCGACUCACUUGAGGACGUGCUGCAGCUCUAUGAAGGCGGGAUCAAGGUACAGAACGGAUCUUUACUAGAAAAAAUUAGCGAACACAUCCCCUUCGAAAUGAUUAAGGAGUUGCUUCGAUCUGAUGGAGAAAAAUCCUUUAAAUUUCCACUGCCACAGGUUAUUAAAGAGGAUAAAACUGCUUGGAGAAGUGAUGAAGAAUUUGGUAGAGAAAUGCUGGCUGGACUCAAUCCUGUUGUUAUACGUCGCCUCCAGGAGUUUCCCCCAGCAAGCACGUUAGAUCCCGAGCUAUAUGGAAAGCAAUCCAGCACAAUCUCUGAAGAACAUAUAGUAAACAGCCUAGACGGCUUCACCAUAACGGAGGCUAUCGAGAAAAAUAAGCUGUUCAUAUUAGAUCACCACGAUAACCUGAUGCCCUACCUGAGAAGGAUAAACACUACAGCAGCAAAGACUUAUGCAACAAGAACGGUUCUCUUCUUGAAAAGCGAUGGAACUCUGAAGCCAUUGGCAAUUGAGCUGAGCUUGCCGCAUCCAAACGGGGAUAAAUUCGGAGCAGUAAGUUCAGUGUACACUCCAGCCGAAGAUGGGAUUGAAGGCACAGUUUGGCAGUUGGCCAAGGCUUAUGUUGCAGUGAAUGAUUCUGGCUAUCAUCAGCUCAUAUGUCACUGGUUGAACACUCAUGCAGCAAUUGAGCCAUUCAUUAUUGCCACCAAUCGGCAGCUGAGCGUACUUCACCCAAUUCAUAAGCUUUUGCAGCCUCAUUUCCGAGAUACGAUGAAUGUAAACGCAAUGGCUAGGCAAACCCUCAUAAAUGCUGGAGGGUUUCUUGAAAUUACUGUUUUUCCAGGGAAAUAUGCCCUGGAAAUGUCGUCUACCAUUUACAAAAACUGGGCUUUCCCAGAUCAGGGACUCCCUGCAGAUCUCGUUAAGAGAGGGGUAGCAAUUGAAGACUCGAGCUCCCCACACGGAGUUCGCCUACUAAUUGAGGACUACCCCUUUGCUGUUGAUGGACUCGAGAUCUGGACAGCGAUCAAAACAUGGGUUGAGGACUACUGCAGCAUUUACUACAAGACAGAUGACAUGGUACAGAAAGACAUUGAGCUUCAGUCAUGGUGGAAAGAAGUACGAGAAAAGGGACAUGGAGACAAGAAAGACGAACCAUGGUGGCCAAAGAUGCAGACAAGGAAAGAACUGAUAGACUCGUGCACAAUCAUCGUAUGGGUGGCAUCUGCUCUUCAUGCAGCAGUGAAUUUCGGACAGUACCCUUACGGAGGCUAUCUGCCAAACCGACCAUCCACGAGCCGACGUUUCAUUCCAGACAAGGGCACACCUGAGUACGACGAACUAAAAACGGACCCCGAAAAGGCUUUCUUGAAGACCAUCACUUCCCAACUGCAGAGCGUGCUCGGCAUUUCCCUGAUUGAAAUAUUGUCGAGGCAUUCUGCCGAUGAGGUUUAUCUUGGACAGCGAGAUUCUCCUGAGUGGACAACCGAUACAGAAGCAAUUAAAGCAUUUGAAAUGUUUGGCGAAAGGCUAGUAAAAAUAGAAAAGAGAAUCAUCGAGAUGAACAAGGAUGGGAGAUGGAAGAACAGGUCAGGGCCAGUCAAGAUGCCUUACACUUUGCUCUGCCCCAGCAGUGAUAUUGGACUUACUGGCAGAGGAAUUCCCAACAGCAUUUCGAUGUAGAGAACUUCAAAGUAAAAAUAUUACAACUAUUUAGUUUCCUUACGUUUCUACUUGAUCUUAUAAGGAUUUGUCAAUAAGAUUAUACACGUAUUGCAAUAAAUGUUCCAAAGCAGCAAGCCAGCAAUUAUAUGCUACAAGAUGAUAUGUAUUUGGGCUCUGUAAUAAUAGUUGCACUAGUAGACUAGCGUCAUUUUCAAUAAGCAUGCUUUGUAGAAAUUGUCUUCAUUUUCAUGUUAAAAGAUUCAGCAUUCUUGUCUUUUAAUUUGUAACAGAAUAUCAUAUUUUUUGGUAGCUA
Molecule: messenger RNA, 2997 nt
Organism: Erythranthe guttata (spotted monkey flower)
Lineage: Eukaryota; Viridiplantae; Streptophyta; Magnoliopsida; Lamiales; Phrymaceae
Source: RefSeq, a predicted model, not a curated record